Molecule: messenger RNA, 528 nt
Organism: Sparassis crispa
Lineage: Eukaryota; Fungi; Basidiomycota; Agaricomycetes; Polyporales; Sparassidaceae
Exons: 1
Coding region: 1-528 (175 amino acids)
Source: RefSeq, a predicted model, not a curated record
AUGUCGUCGAUGACGCAUCAUACGAUUCAGCAGAAGGCUACAUGCGAUGCAGACGUGGAUCUACUGAGCCAAAAUGUAGACGCGUUGAAUACUGCCAUCGACGCACGAGCCAAGGAAAUCUCCAUCUUAAAUGAUCUUCAGACCGGCCUGAUAUCCCACCGCGAUCGCCUAUCUUCCCAGACUGCACCGAUCCGAGUUCUUCCUGAGGACGUUCUGCGCAUAAUUUUCGAGGCUGGGUUUACCGACGGACGGAAUAGACGGAGCGAUUGUCCGUUACGGCAUAGCAUGACGUUCUCAAUCCGUGUCGCAUCAGUGUGCAAGAUGUGGAGAGACAUUGCGGUCCACACUUCGCUGUUGUGGACUGCUAUAUUCGUCUACUUAGACCGUGAACGCUCCAUUCUCGGUCUUCGUUCGCUCGUGCAGCGAGCACAAAGCCGGAAGAUUGACAUUGCCAUAGAGGAACCCUUCGAGGACUGCCCGCUCGAGCCAUGGAUUUUGGCGUCCGGUGUUGUACUAUUGCUGGUCUAA